CCCGUCUUUGCUUUCCCAUUCCAUUUCCUUUCCUUUUGCUUUUCGGCGGCAUUUCGUCGAGCAGAAACCAUGAUCAGGUUGUUUAAAGUGAAAGAAAAGCAAAAGGAAACAGCUGAAAACGCAAGGGAGAAUGGUCUCGUAAAGAAGCAAAGUGCAGGAGAAUUACGUCUUCAUAGAGAUAUAAGUGAGCUGAACAUGCCAGAAGAAUGCAAGAUUUCAUUCCCCAAUGGAAAGGAUGAUUUGAUGGACUUUGAGAUCACCAUUACACCUUAUCGGGGAUAUUAUAUGGAUGGUGGGUUUGUCUUCACAUUUAAAGUUCCCGCAGUCUACCCUCACGAGCCUCCGAAGGUCAAGUGCAAAACCAAGGUAGCGGAUCUUUUGAGGGACAAUCCAAAAUUGUUCGGAUUGAACGUGAGAAAAUCGAUCGAGGGAAACAUAUGGGUGGGAGGCGCCCAUUUCCCUGGGUGCAAAACAGGCGACUUCUACUGAUUCGGUUUAUCUAGGGUUUUGCUUCUCCGUGGUCCAACCAUGGUUGUAUGAGGUUGAAGGUUUGUGUGUUUUUGGGGUGUUUUUUGCAUUUCGGGUGAGUACUUGGUGGGGGAUUGUCUUGUGGCACAUUUUCAGCCCA
Molecule: messenger RNA, 628 nt
Organism: Pyrus x bretschneideri (Chinese white pear)
Lineage: Eukaryota; Viridiplantae; Streptophyta; Magnoliopsida; Rosales; Rosaceae
Product: NEDD8-conjugating enzyme Ubc12-like
Exons: 4
Coding region: 70-489 (139 amino acids)
Source: RefSeq, a predicted model, not a curated record